AUGACAUUUCCCUUGCUACCUGCAUACGCAAGUGUUGCAGAGUUUGAUAAUUCCUUGAGUUUGGUAGGAAAAGCCGUGUUUCCCUAUGCUGCUGACCAGCUGCACAACCUGAUCAAGUUCACUCAAUCGACUGAGCUUCAAGUUAAUGUGCAAGUUGAGUCAUCCGUUACAGAGGACCAAUUUGAGGAGCUGAUCGACAACUUGCUCAAGUUGUACAAUAAUGGUAUCAAUGAAGUGAUUUUGGACCUAGAUUUGGCAGAAAGAGUUGUCCAAAGGAUCCCAGGCGCUAGGGUUAUCUAUAGGACCCUGGUUGAUAAAGUUGCAUCCUUGCCCGCUAAUGCUAGUAUCGCUGUGCCUUUUUCUUCUCCACUGGGCGAUUUGAAAAGUUUCACUAAUGGCGGUAGUAGAACUGUUUAUGCUUUUUCUGAGACCGCAAAGUUGGUAGAUGUGACUUCCACUGUUGCUUCUGGUAUAAUCCCCAUUAUUGAUGCUCGGCAAUUGACUACUGAAUACGAACUUUCUGAAGAUGUCAAAAAGUUCCCUGUCAGUGAAAUUUUGUUGGCGUCUUUGACUACUGACCGCCCCGAUGGUCUAUUCACUACUUUGGUGGCUGACUCUUCUAAUUACUCGUUGGGCCUGGUGUACUCGUCCAAAAAGUCUAUUCCGGAGGCUAUAAGGACACAAACUGGAGUCUACCAAUCUCGUCGUCACGGUUUGUGGUAUAAAGGUGCUACAUCUGGAGCAACUCAAAAGUUGCUGGGUAUCGAAUUGGAUUGUGAUGGAGACUGCUUGAAAUUUGUGGUUGAACAAACAGGUGUUGGUUUCUGUCACUUGGAACGCACUUCCUGUUUUGGCCAAUCAAAGGGUCUUAGAGCCAUGGAAGCCACCUUGUGGGAUCGUAAGAGCAAUGCUCCAGAAGGUUCUUAUACCAAACGGUUAUUUGACGACGAAGUUUUGUUGAACGCUAAAAUUAGGGAGGAAGCUGAUGAACUUGCAGAAGCUAAAUCCAAGGAAGAUAUAGCCUGGGAAUGUGCUGACUUAUUUUAUUUUGCAUUAGUUAGAUGUGCCAAGUACGGUGUGACGUUGGACGAGGUGGAGAGAAACCUGGAUAUGAAGUCCCUAAAGGUCACUAGAAGGAAAGGAGAUGCCAAGCCAGGAUACACCAAGGAACAACCUAAAGAAGAAUCCAAACCUAAAGAAGUCCCUUCUGAAGGUCGUAUUGAAUUGUGCAAAAUUGACGUUUCUAAGGCCUCCUCACAAGAAAUUGAAGAUGCCCUUCGUCGUCCUAUCCAGAAAACGGAACAGAUUAUGGAAUUAGUCAAACCAAUUGUCGACAAUGUUCGUCAAAAUGGUGACAAAGCCCUUUUAGAACUAACUGCCAAGUUUGAUGGAGUCGCUUUGAAGACACCUGUGUUAGAAGCUCCUUUCCCAGAGGAACUUAUGCAAUUGCCAGAUAACGUUAAGAGAGCCAUUGAUCUCUCUAUAGAUAACGUCAGGAAAUUCCAUGAAGCUCAACUAACGGAGACGUUGCAAGUUGAGACUUGCCCUGGUGUAGUCUGCUCUCGUUUUGCAAGACCUAUUGAGAAAGUUGGCCUCUAUAUUCCUGGUGGAACCGCAAUUCUGCCUUCCACUUCCCUGAUGCUGGGUGUUCCUGCCAAAGUUGCUGGUCGCAAAGAAAUUGUUUUUGCAUCUCCACCUAAGAAGGAUGGUACCCUUACCCCAGAAGUCAUCUACGUUGCCCACAAGGUUGGUGCUAAGUGUAUCGUGCUAGCAGGAGGCGCCCAGGCAGUAGCUGCUAUGGCUUACGGAACAGAAACUGUUCCUAAGUGUGACAAAAUAUUUGGUCCAGGAAACCAGUUCGUUACUGCUGCCAAGAUGAUGGUUCAAAAUGACACAUCAGCCCUGUGUAGUAUUGACAUGCCUGCUGGGCCUUCUGAAGUUCUAGUUAUUGCUGAUAAAUACGCUGAUCCAGAUUUCGUUGCCUCAGACCUUCUGUCUCAAGCUGAACAUGGUAUUGAUUCCCAGGUGAUUCUGUUGGCUGUCGAUAUGACAGACAAGGAGCUUGCCAGAAUUGAAGAUGCUGUUCACAACCAAGCUGUGCAGUUGCCAAGGGUUGAAAUUGUACGCAAGUGUAUUGCACACUCUACAACCCUAUCGGUUGCAACCUACGAGCAGGCUUUGGAAAUGUCCAAUCAGUACGCUCCUGAACACUUGAUCCUGCAAAUCGAGAAUGCUUCUUCUUAUGUUGAUCAAGUACAACACGCUGGAUCUGUGUUUGUUGGUGCCUACUCUCCAGAGAGUUGUGGAGAUUACUCCUCCGGUACCAACCACACUUUGCCAACGUACGGAUAUGCCCGUCAAUACAGCGGAGUUAACACUGCAACCUUCCAGAAGUUCAUCACUUCACAAGACGUAACUCCUGAGGGACUGAAACAUAUUGGCCAAGCAGUGAUGGAUCUGGCUGCUGUUGAAGGUCUAGAUGCUCACCGCAAUGCUGUUAAGGUUCGUAUGGAGAAACUGGGACUUAUUUAA
This is a messenger RNA of Komagataella phaffii GS115, 2532 nucleotides long. RefSeq names its product Multifunctional enzyme HIS4. The transcript has a single exon. NCBI's taxonomy places the organism in Eukaryota, Fungi, Ascomycota, Pichiomycetes, Pichiales, Pichiaceae. Gene Ontology annotation, biological process: L-histidine biosynthetic process. The coding region runs from base 1 to 2532 and encodes 843 amino acids. Gene Ontology annotation, cellular component: cytoplasm. Gene Ontology annotation, molecular function: histidinol dehydrogenase activity; phosphoribosyl-ATP diphosphatase activity; NAD binding. The record is from RefSeq and is a predicted model, not a curated record.